Molecule: messenger RNA, 1697 nt
Organism: Chenopodium quinoa (quinoa)
Lineage: Eukaryota; Viridiplantae; Streptophyta; Magnoliopsida; Caryophyllales; Amaranthaceae
Product: SPX domain-containing protein 4-like
Exons: 3
Coding region: 324-1394 (356 amino acids)
Biological process (GO): cellular response to phosphate starvation
Source: RefSeq, a predicted model, not a curated record
GCUAAAAUUAUAAGGUUACAUAAGUUGAGAAAAUUAAAUUGAAAUUAGUAAACAAUCUUAACCAUUAUUUCGAAACAUAAACAAAAAAACAUUGACCUACAAGACUCCAACCCAAAUAUUCGCUUACCUCACUUUUUACAUCUCAUGCAUAUCUUAAGUUUAAUCAAUAAUCCAAAUUUCAGAUUCCAGAUUCUCUCUCACUCCCUCACUUUGCCUUUCUAGCCCCUCUUUAUUUUCUCUCAAUUUCUCAAAAAAAAAUUUCUUGUAAAAAAUUCUAAAAUACUUUUCAUGUUUUUCCCCCCCUGACAAUUGGUUUUUUGAGCAUGAAAUUCGGGAAAGAAUUUCGAACCCAUUUAGAAGAAACUCUACCAGAAUGGAGAGACAAAUUCUUGUGCUACAAACCCUUGAAAAAGCUGCUUAAACGAUUCCCAUAUACAAUUUCUUCUGUCAAUACUAAUACUAAUACUAAUACUAAUAAUUCUAAUAUUAAUAGUAGUAAUAAUAAUAGUAUUAAUACUCAUAGUCGUCAACUGGGUGUUGGAAAUUAUGAAGUUGGUGGGCCCAGUGUUGAGUUUGAUGAUGGUGGUGGUGGGUCCAGUCGCAGUCGCAGUACAACUGAGAGAUCCAUGACAUUGGAGGAGUUUCAAGAUUGGUUUGUUAGACUUCUCAAUGAUGAACUUGAUAAGUUGAAUGAUUUCUAUGUUGAGAAAGAAGAAGAUUUUGUCAUCCGUUUUCUGGAAUUAAAAGAAAGAAUUUUAAGGGUAAGGGAGGACAGAAGGGAUGAAAUUCCAGCAUCAGAAAGUGAAUUCAGUGAGGAAAUGAUGGAUAUACGCAAGGAGUUUGUUACUAUACAUGGAGAAAUGGUGCUUUUGAAAAACUAUAGCUCCCUCAACUUUGCAGGACUUGUUAAGAUAUUGAAAAAGUAUGACAAAAGAACAGGAGGAUUGCUGCGGCUUCCUUUCACACAACUUGCAGCACAUCAACCCUUCUUCACUACAGAACCUCUUACUAGAUUAGUUCGAGAAUGUGAGGCUAAUCUUGAGCUUCUUUUCCCUCUAGAGGAGGAAGUCACUGAAUCAACUUCUGCUCCUCGGGACCAAAACCAAGUAGAUCCUGCCGUCUCUGAUGCAACUAAUAUGCCUUCUGAUGCAUCAUCAUUAGGGGAAGCGAGCCAAGAUAUAUACCGGAGUACUCUUUCUGCAAUCAAAACCAUACAAGGCCUCCGGACAAGUUCAACCUAUAAUCCGUUGUCCUUUGCAGUGAUAUUUAGGGACCAAAAUGAUGAAGGUAGUGGAGCUGUAACUAAUGAGAACUCUCCUUCCAACAGUAGCCAUGCACCACCAUCAGAGAAUGAGGAAACUGUUGACCAAGCUGAUGCUGGUUUGACUCCAUGAAUGUUGGAAAGCCUGCAGCUUUUUGCUAACAACUUAGUGUAACUCCCCAGCAGAUGGAGCCUCUGUACCAUUGAACACAACACAUACUGAACAUUUGGGCAAAACCCUAAAUGUUGAACAGAAACAGCUUUUGUUUUGUGUAUUUUUUAAUAUAGCCACGCUGCAUCAUAAUUACAAGUUAGCAAACUAUAGUGAUGACAACAAUGAAACUGCUUCCAAAUAUUAGUGGAUGCUAUGUUAUAACUUUGUUCUCAGUCGGAUAUCAAUGUAGUUUUAAUUUAUGUUCAGCUGAGAUUUUUUUUC